AUGCCUUCCAAUCAUCCAGAUAAUAAUGAGCAUAAUCAAUCGCCAAUGAUAACUGAAAUAGACACACAACCCAACACAACCAAUAACAACAGCACCAACGAUAAUACUCAUUUAAAAAAAGUGGCAUCUCGCUCAUCAACAAAUACAACACUUGCUACUCAAGACAUUAAGCAUUACCCUCAUUGGGAAGUUGCAGAUACACCGAUCGGUAACUAUGAGAUAUACGAUAUUUUCCUAAAGCAUGAAAAGAAAUAUGGGUUUCAGCAUGACAAUAUUCGCAACAUAUUUGACUACCUCUUGACCAUGUUAAACUCUCGCUCGGCGCGGAUGUCACCAAAGCAGGCUCUGUGGACACUGCAUGCAGAUUAUAUAGGAGGAGAACAUUCAAACUAUCGAAAGUGGUAUUUCUCGGCCAUCCUCGACCUGGAUGAUAAAUAUACACCCGCAAAUAGUCCGACUGGUCUCUUGCUCGAGGAAGCUAAACGAGGUUGGCGCAAAUGUAUGGAGACGAUGACAGAUCACACUCGAAUCUCACAAUUAGCCCUCUACAUGCUUAUUUGGGGAGAAGCAUCCGUCCUAAGAUUUGCGCCCGAGCUACUCUGUUUUAUCUAUCACGUAGCUGAAGAGUAUGACGAAGGUGUGCUUUCGACCAGUGACACAGCAAAUGUGGGAGAUAAUGGGACAGUCAAUACCUCUGCCUCAAGUACAACAACUCAUACCAUAUCCUUCAUGGACUCCAUCAUCGCACCACUCUAUGCUUUCGUUCGUGACCAAAGCUAUGAAGUCAUCAAUCAUCAUUAUGUUCGCAAAGAAAAAGAUCACAAGAACAUUAUUGGAUACGACGAUAUCAAUCAACUCUUUUGGAAUCGUCGAGCUAUAUCUAAUCUUUGCUUACGAAAUAAUGGUCCUAUGCUCAAGGACAUAUCAAAAGAACGACGUUAUCUCGAGCUUGAACAUGUGGAUUGGAACAGAGCGUUCAAAAAGACCUUUUACGAAACACGUUCCUGGUCUCAUCUCUUGACAAACUUUUCAAGGGUAUGGAUUAUUCAUGCAGUCUCCUUUUGGUAUUACAUGGCCUCAAGUGUCGAUUUUAUGUAUGCAAACAAAAAGAACACCUAUGGUGAAACCAAUAGUCAGUUUGAUCUGCCGGUUAAGUUGUCCAUCGUGGGUUUGGGUGGACUUGUCGCUAUUAUCCUCUUGGCAGCCUCUACUCUAGCCGAGUUCAUGCAUCUGAGGCUAUCUCUUCGUACACUCCGUAUCUUGUUGACUCGUUUGCUGUUCUUGUUCAUGAUGGGUGCUUGUCAUGUGGCUGCUACUUUCUAUAUCCUAAAAUACGACCAUGCGAGUAGAAGGGCCUUGGUUAUUUCCAGCUGCCAGCUUGGCCUGGGCGCCAUUUUUACCAUCUUUAUGGUCGUUACACCACCUGCAUGCCUAUUUAACCUAUCUGGAACAGGUCAAAUGUUUUCCAAGACGUUUACCGCCAACUUUCCUGAAAUGGCAGAGGAUGAUCGAUUUUUAUCCUUUUUACUUUGGAUCUGUGUCUUUACAUGCAAAUUUUUAGAGACAUACUUCUUUCUCGUCCUCUCCUUCCGAGACGCUCUUUCUGUUACCAUACGAAUGCAGCUUCACAAUUGCAGUGAAGAUCCUCUACUAGGACGCAGGCUUUGUUUGAUCAUGCCCAUCGUGACUACCGUCCUGAUGUUUACUGUUGAACUGGUCCUGUUCUUUUUAGACACCUAUCUGUGGUACGUUAUCUGGAGCACCAUCUUCUCCGUAUUCCAGUCUAUGCGCCUGGGUAUUUCCGUCAUGACAUCCUGGAAAAGCCUAUUUGUCAAAGUGCCUAUUAACAUGUUCAAGAAGCUGACAGUCGCUGCAAAAGAGGAACUAUCGGCCCCAUUACGUCGAAUGGCUUGCUCACAAAUGUGGAACGCCAUCGUCAUCUCCAUGUACCGUGAACAUCUUUUAUCAAUCAACAACCUCCAAUCCUUGCUUUACCAGGUUCAAGUAUCUGAAGAUCAGGACGGGUCGACUCUUCGUGAACUACAUGCACCACCUCUCUUUGACGCCAAAAAGACGUUCCGUCCAAACGACUAUUUCCCACCUCUUUCCGAGGCUGAGCGUAGAUUAUCGUUUUUUGCGCAGAGCUUGUCCACGCGGUUUCCGACACCUUGUUCUGUCGAGUCGAUGCCAACCUUUACCGUGUUUACUCCUCAUUAUUCCGAAAAGAUGAUAUUAUCACUUCGAGAAAUCAUACGUGAAGAGGAUUCAACCACACGUGUAACACUCCUGGAGUAUCUGAAGAAGCUACACCCUGCAGAAUGGAGUAAUUUUGUAAAGGACACCAUGUUUAUAGCAGAAGAGAGCCAAGAUUCGUAUCAGCCUUCGGACAAGGAGGAUUUACCGUUUUAUUGUAUUGGGUUCAAAUCAUCAGCGCCUGAAUAUACCCUCAGAACACGUCUCUGGGCGUCUCUUCGUGCACAGACUUUGUACAGAACGAUCAAUGGAUUCAUGAACUAUUCGCGUGCUAUCAAGAUACUCUAUCGCAUAGAACAUCCCGACGAAAUGCUAGGCGAGUCUUCAUCAUCGAACCCUCUUGUGGCUGAUAUGAUGCGUAGUGGAGAUGACGAAAUACUCAAGGUGAAAAAAACCGACAAGGCCGAAGACAGACUGGAAUCUAUUGCCAAUGAAAAGUUUCGGUACUUGGUAGCUAUGCAGCGGUACGCUAAGCUUAAUCAAGAAGAGAGAGCCAACUGCGAGUUUUUAUUGACGGAAUAUCCUAAUCUACAGAUCGCCUAUAUCGAAGAAGAAUUGGACGGUAACGGGCAUGUCGUCUAUUACUCGGUAUUGAUCGAUGGUCAUUGCGAAGUGCUUCCCAACAACAAGCGUGCACCGAAAUACAAGAUUAGACUGCCUGGCAGCCCGAUCUUGGGUGACGGGAAAUCUGAUAAUCAAAACCAUGCGCUUAUCUUUUCUCGCGGAGAGUUUCUACAGUUAGUCGAUGCCAACCAGGACAACUACUUGGAAGAGUGUUUAAAAAUACGCAGUAUCUUUGGUGAAUUUGAGCAAAAUGAAUCAAGACCGCUAAAGGAUAUUUACGCUCUGCAGAGUAGUCAAAGUAAGGAACCUUCUGUUCCUCCUGUGGCCAUCGUUGGUGCUCGUGAAUACAUUUUCUCUGAAAACGUUGGUGUAUUGGGUGAUGUCGCGGCUGGAAAAGAACAAACCUUUGGUACGCUCACACAACGCAUCAUGGCAAAAACUGGAAGCCGACUGCACUAUGGCCAUCCUGAUUUUUUAAACGCAGUUUUUAUGACAACAAGAGGCGGUGUGAGCAAAGCUCAACGUGGUCUACACUUGAACGAAGACAUUUAUGCUGGUAUGAAUGCACUCUUGCGGGGUGGGCGUAUUAAACACACGGAGUACCUUCAAUGCGGCAAGGGACGCGACUUGGGAUUCUGCUCUAUUCUCAACUUUACGACCAAGAUUGGCACAGGUAUGGGUGAACAACUCUUAUCGCGUGAAUAUUACUACUUGGGUACGCAGCUCUCUUUGGAUCGAUUUUUGACUUUCUACUAUGCGCAUCCGGGAUUUCAUAUGAACAACAUCAUGAUUAUCUUUGCUGUUCAGGUUUUUGUCUUUUGUAUGACUCUCAUAGGCGCCAUGGCUGCGGUUUUACCACACUGCUUGGGCAGCAAUUGCUUUGACGUACAUCCGGUAUACGAUUGGUUGCAGCGUUGUAUUAUUUCCAUCUUUAUCGUAUUCUUUAUCGCCUUUUUACCACUUUUUAUGCAGGAAUUAACCGAGAAAGGCACAGGCCGAGCUUUACUUCGAUUGAUAAAGCAGUUCCUGUCUCUGUCACCUAUGUUUGAAGUCUUUGUCACUCAGAUCUACGCGAACUCUGUGGUUUCCAACCUGAGCUUUGGUGGUGCACGCUACAUUGCUACCGGAAGAGGAUUUGCUACUUCACGAUUGCCAUUUUCUGUAUUGUACUCAAGAUUUGCUCAUCCAAGCAUUUACUUUGGUGCACGAACUAUGUUUAUGCUCAUCUUUGUCUCUCUCACCCUCUGGAUUCCUCACCUCAUCUAUUUUUGGGCAACGGUUACGUCUCUGCUCAUAUCACCCUUUGUUUUUAACCCACAUCAAUUUGUACUGAUGGACUUUAUCUGCGACUACAAAGAGUAUCUUGGAUGGCUUUCCAAGGGAAAUGCAGGUUAUUACCAUGAACAUGCCUGGGUUACAUUUUGUCGUCAAGUGAGAACGCAAGUGACUGGUAACAAGAAGAAAGCACGCAUGAAGUCUAUGGUGCAAGAUAGCAAGCCCAUUGUCGCAGUACCUCGAGCCCAUCUCUCGAGCAUUUUUUUUACCGAAAUUGUCAUGCCCUUCUUACAGACUGCGUUGUGCCUCUUUUGUUACAUCUUUUUCAAAAGUCGCGAACAAGUCGAUGUUUAUGGUGCACUUAUCAACCGAGUUAAUACCUCUUUGGGCCCCUCGGGGUCUCUUGGUCGUAUUUUGGGUAUUGCUCUGGGUCCCAUCGUCUUUAAUGCCAUUGCUCUGAUCUUGCUACAGGUCGUGUCUGUGUUGUCGGCCAUUGUCUCCGAAAAUAGCAAGCGCAGAGGAUGUUACAUAGCCAUUGUGGCACAUGGUCUGGCCGUGAUUGGCUUGAUCUUCUUUUUUGAGCUGUUUUGGGCCAUUGAAAAGUUUGAGGUACGAUCGACAUUACUUGGACUCUUGGCUAUAUUCUCUGUUCAAAGAACUAUAUUCAAGACAGUGUUAUCUAUCUUUUUGACGCGCGAAAUACACCAUGAUGCAACCAACAGAACUUGGUGGUCGGGCAACUGGAGAUCAAGCAAGGUUGGCAGACUUGCAGCAAGAGAAUAUAUCUGCAAGGUUGUUGAAAUGUCCGUGUUUACAGCCGACUUCAUACUUGGUCACUUCAUUCUAUUCUUACUGUUUCCAAUAACUUUAAUACCAUCUAUCGACAAGAUCCAUUCACUCAUCUUAUUCUGGCUGAGGCCGUCUAAGCAGAUCAGACCAGCUGUAUUACCAACAAAAGAACGAAGGAAACGGAAACAGACGGUGAUGGUCUACGGUCCUAUUUUUCUGUUUAUGUUAUUAUGGUUUGUUGCAUUAAUCAUAGUACCUCCCAAGGUUAUACCUCGAUUGUCAGAUAGAUAUCAUCAUAUUAUUAAAUAUUUGUAAAAUAAAUAAACUUCCUGCC
This is a messenger RNA of Rhizopus microsporus ATCC 52813, 5215 nucleotides long. RefSeq lists its product as uncharacterized. Gene Ontology annotation, molecular function: 1,3-beta-D-glucan synthase activity. Gene Ontology annotation, cellular component: plasma membrane; 1,3-beta-D-glucan synthase complex. Gene Ontology annotation, biological process: (1->3)-beta-D-glucan biosynthetic process; fungal-type cell wall polysaccharide biosynthetic process. Bases 1 to 5196 code for a protein of 1731 amino acids. The record is from RefSeq and is a predicted model, not a curated record. Lineage: Eukaryota; Fungi; Mucoromycota; Mucoromycetes; Mucorales; Rhizopodaceae. The transcript has 4 exons.